Molecule: messenger RNA, 663 nt
Organism: Hippoglossus stenolepis (Pacific halibut)
Lineage: Eukaryota; Metazoa; Chordata; Actinopteri; Pleuronectiformes; Pleuronectidae
Product: lysozyme g
Biological process (GO): peptidoglycan catabolic process
Molecular function (GO): lysozyme activity
Source: RefSeq, a predicted model, not a curated record
AUGUCGACACACUUCCAGGAGACUUCGCAGUCACCACGACAAGCUCAUGCGGUCAACAACAACACGUUACGCACUGAGCUGCAUUACGGCAUCCUCAACGGAUCGGUUCAGACCAGUGGAGCUUCAGAGGAAACUGCACAGGACGGGCUGGGAUACUCAGGUGUAAUGCAUCACAAUAAAAUGGCAGAAAUGGACAGUGACAGAAUGAGUCAGUACAAGUCCACAAUCAGAGCUCGACAGAAACACGGAGUCAAUUCGGCCCUCAUAGCUGCCAUCUCGAGAGAGUCCAGGGCCGGAGAGGCACUGAAAGACGGCUGGGGAGACUGGAACCCACAGAGAAAUGCGAACAACGCCUGGGGACUGAUGCAGGUUGAUGUUAAUCCCAGUGGAGGUGGACACACUGCUGUAGGUGAAUGGGACAGUGAGGAACACAACCAAGGCACUGGGAUCUUGGCUGAUUUUAUUGACUUAAUCAGUGAAAAGUUUGUUGGCAAAGAGCAGAAGCUGAAAGGUCUGCUUGCCAGAAUUUGUGGAAUUGUACUUGACUUCGCUCUUGGGGAUGGGAAUGUGCAUUCCUAUAAAAGUGAUGAACACACAACAGGUGGAGACUACUCCAAUGACGCCACAGCUAGAGCUCAGUGGUACAAAGACCAUGGGUACUGA